UACGAAGCAAUUUGCGUUCGAAACAAUCUGUAUUUUCGUGAUCGGAAAGAAGAAAGGUUUCGUGUAUUGUUAUCGUGAAAUUCCAAGUUGCGUAGCCCUAAGUGAGCAGCACCAACAACAAAGCAAUCUGCGCACCAGGAAACCAGAAAGUGAUCCGAGCGAAAAUGGUGCUCGAAAGUACGAUGGUUUGUUUCGACAAUAGCGAUUACCAGCGCAACGGAGACUACUUUCCGACGCGACUGAACGCACAGAAGGAUGGCGUCAAUUUGGUGUGCCUGUCGAAGGUUCGCUCGAACCCGGAGAACAAUGUCGGGCUGAUGACGCUUUCCAACACAACGGAGGUGCUGGCAACGCUGACGAGCGACGUUGGCCGAAUUCUUUCGAAGCUGCACCUGGUCAAUCCGGACGGCAACAUCAAUCUGAUGACGGGAUUGCGCAUUGCACAUCUGGUGCUGAAGCACCGUCAGGGCAAGAACCAUAAGAUGCGCAUUGUCGUGUUUGUCGGUUCUCCGGUGGUACACGACGAGGGCGAGCUGGUAAAGUUGGCCAAGAAGCUGAAGAAGGAGAAGGUAAACGUGGACAUUGUCAGCUUCGGUGACCAUCAGAAGAACAACGACACGUUCACGGCGUUCGUGAACGUGCUGAAUGGCAAGGAUGGAACUGGAUCGCACUUGGUGUGCGUUCCGCGUGGUUCCGUGUUCUCCGAUGCGCUCCUAUCGUCGCCCAUCAUACAGGGCGAAGAUGGUAGCGGCGGAGCGGGACUCGGAGGUGCCGGUUUCGAGUUUGGCGUCGAUCCGAACGAAGAUCCCGAGCUGGCGCUGGCUCUGCGCGUUUCCAUGGAGGAGCAACGCUUGCGCCAGGAAGAGGAACAACGACGAGCUACGGCUAACAGUGCGGCGGAGAGUGGCGGAUCGGGCACCGCCGGUGCCGAGGCCGGCACUGCAGUGGGUGCGAGUGCGGCGGCGGCAGGUGGUGCAGCGGUGGCCGGUAGCAGCAGUGGUGGUGCUGCUCGCACCAGCGAACCCCACUCGGAGGAAGCGAUGCUCGAGCGGGCUUUGGCACUGUCGACCGAAAUUAUGCCGGACGAUGCGAUGCCGGAUUUUGCCAACAUGACCGAGGAGGAACAGAUUGCGUUCGCGAUGCAAAUGUCGAUGCAGGACGCCCAGGAACCGAUCUCGCAGCCAGCCAAGCGGCAGAAGCAAGAGGACACACCGAUGGAGGUCGACGAGGAGGAGAUCGAAAUAGUAGGCGUGUCGCCGGCCUACUUGAUGAGCGUGCUGGAAAAUCUGCCCGGCGUCGAUCCGCACUCGGAAGCGGUCCGCAACGCCGUCGGUUCGCUCAACAAAGACAAAAAGCAGUCGGACAAGGAUAAGGAUGGUGAAAGCAAAAAAUAAGCGGCGGUUCCCCGCGAGGGGACGAAAAGAGAAAAAUUUUCUGCAAAUUACUUGAUAAGUUACUUGAUAUGCCCGUAGAGAAGGUUGCCGGGCUUUGCGGUCCUGUUUGCUUCGCAACUCCGCUCGAGGUCGAUGCGAUUUGCUGUCUCAUGUA
Anopheles cruzii is the source of this 1548-nucleotide messenger RNA. It is a transcript of the gene Rpn10, whose product is annotated as 26S proteasome non-ATPase regulatory subunit 4. NCBI's taxonomy places the organism in Eukaryota, Metazoa, Arthropoda, Insecta, Diptera, Culicidae. Gene Ontology annotation, biological process: proteasome-mediated ubiquitin-dependent protein catabolic process. Gene Ontology annotation, molecular function: polyubiquitin modification-dependent protein binding. The transcript has 2 exons. Gene Ontology annotation, cellular component: nucleus; proteasome regulatory particle, base subcomplex; cytosol. The record is from RefSeq and is a predicted model, not a curated record. Bases 165 to 1394 code for a protein of 409 amino acids.